AUGGUGUGCAGAGCUGCAGAGAGGACUGCUGAGAUGUUCCCAAAUACUAAAAUAAUAAUAUCUACUCUCCUACCACGACGAGACUUUCACCCAGACACCAUACAGAGAGUAAACACGGACAUUAUCAAAAGAUGUGCCUACAUCCCAAAUAUUCACAUCGCCCACCACACCAACAUCUCGCUCCAUCACCUGUACGACCACGUACACCUGAAUAAGUACAGCAUCAGAGAAUUCACAAGAACUCUGAAAAACGCAGCACGGGGAAUAAACAGAUCCCCACACACACCAGGACAGCGACCACAUCAGAGACACAGCACACCCAUCAGGAGACCACCGACACACCCGUUUUCAACUGGACCUACACAGCAGUCCAGACCAGGACCAGGCAGAACAGCACCCCGACGCCCUCCAGAGCUGACAACCCCACCGAACCACCCAUCUAGACCAGGACCAGGCAGAACAGCAUCUCAACGCCCUCCAAUCCUGCCAACCCCAUCGAACCACCCAUCUAGAACAGGACCAGGCAGAACAGCACCUCAACGCCCUCCAGAGCUGACAACCCCACCGAACCACCCAUCUAGACCAGGACCAGGCAGAACAGCACCUCAACGCCCUCCAGAGCUGACAACCCCACCGAACCACCCAUCUAGACCAGGACCAGGCAGAACAGCACCUCAACGCCCUCCAGAGCUGACAACCCCACCGAACCACCCAUCUAGACCAGGACCAGGCAGAACAGCAUCUCAACGCCCUCCAGAGCUGACAACCCCACCGAACCACCCAUCUAGAACAGGACCAGGCAGAACAGCACCUCAACGCCCUCCAGAGCUGACAACCCCACCGAACCACCCAUCUAGACCAGGACCAGGCAGACCAGCACCUCAACGCCCUCCAAUCCUGCCAACCCCAUCGAACCACCCAACCAGACCAGGACCAGGCAGACCAGCACCUCAACGCCCUCCAAUCCUGCCAACCCCACCGAACCACCCAACCAGACCAGGACCAGAUAAACCAGCACUCAGACGCACUCCAGUUCCACCAACACCAACGAACCACCAACCACAGAGAACUUCAGCAGAAACCCCAUGA
Molecule: messenger RNA, 1089 nt
Organism: Trichomycterus rosablanca
Lineage: Eukaryota; Metazoa; Chordata; Actinopteri; Siluriformes; Trichomycteridae
Product: basic proline-rich protein-like
Exons: 1
Coding region: 1-1089 (362 amino acids)
Source: RefSeq, a predicted model, not a curated record